Neohortaea acidophila is the source of this 918-nucleotide messenger RNA. RefSeq lists its product as uncharacterized. The record is from RefSeq and is a predicted model, not a curated record. NCBI's taxonomy places the organism in Eukaryota, Fungi, Ascomycota, Dothideomycetes, Mycosphaerellales, Teratosphaeriaceae. The coding region runs from base 1 to 918 and encodes 305 amino acids. The transcript has 3 exons.
AUGGCCAAGCUCACAGCACGAGAAAACGACCUGCUAACCAUGGCCUGGCAAUGCUUCAAGACCGCCCCAGAGAUCGACUACCCAAAGCUGCAGCAAAUGGGCAACUACAGCACCACCGCCUCAGCCACGACUUGCUACCUCGCGACGAGGAAAAAGGUCUGCUCAUCACCCCCGGGGAAAUUGACGGAUGGUGAUCGGAAGAUGCUGCUCAUGGCGUGGCGCUGUUUCCGCUCGAAACAGCCGCAGGUGGACUACAUCAAACUCCAGCAGAUGGCAGGCUACAAGAACGUGGCGUCGGCCACGACGUGUUUCCUCGCCGCGAGGAAGAAGGCACUUGCCAGCGGUGAUGCGGGGGAGGGUAGCGAUCAGGGCAGCGGUGAGAAGAAGCGCAAACGCGCUGCUCCUUCUUCUGCUGACGAGGAUUCCGGCACCCCGAAUACAAAGCGCUGCAAGAAAGCCCAGGCAGCGAUCAAGGCAGAGGGUGAAGAUGAAGGCCUCCUCGCGCCCACUGAUAGCGUGGUCAAAGAGCAGUUGUCAGCUCACGUCAGACGCCAGGACUCAGCAGACGCAAAUCAGCCUAGCACUGUCAAGCAAGAGGACAAAGACAACGAGGGCGUCCACCAGCUCCUCGCCAGCGCCCAGCAGUUCCUCGACGACCACGAGAAGAAAUCAGCAUCGCCCCCCUCUCCAAACCACACGCUCACUCCCACCACCAAUCCACACAAGCUCGACCAGCAUCCAAACAACGAGCACGCGUCGCAAGCAGCCGCAGAAACAGCAGCCCGAAUCAAAGAGCAACGCCGCGAGUUCGCGGAGAUUGUCAACUUCGCGCGCCGAGAGCACGAAGGCGAUGGCGAUGACGAGGGCAUCUUCAAGACGCUCGAGCCGGAGGGUGAUUCUGAUGAUGAGGAGAUGUGA